AUGACAGCAGUGGCAAAUGCACCUUUAACCAUGCCAGUGCAGAGAUCCCCGUGGCACUCCCCUGUGCCAUACCUCUUCGGAGGACUCGCGGCCAUGCUGGGCCUAAUUGCCUUUGCUCUCCUCAUCCUCGCUUGCUCUUACUGGAAGCUCUCCGCCUCUCUCGAAAGCGAGGGCGCGGCAGAAAGGGACCUCGAGGCUGGCGGAGAUGAUGCUGACUCUGACUCGAAACCAAAACCAGUUUUCGAAGAGAAGUUUCUUGUGAUUAUGGCUGGCCAAGAAAAGCCAACGUACUUGGCCACACCCAUGUCUAGCAGAACGUCAUCGUUUGGGAGCAAUACUAGCUGUAAUUCUGAUGCAACAACAUCAUCGUCAGAAAAAUCGAAUGAAGCAGAUGAGGAAUCCGAGGUUCCUGGAAGUUCUGCUCCUCCGCUGCAAAUUGUCAUUGCUGAGAAACAGUCCAUCUAA
Daucus carota subsp. sativus is the source of this 465-nucleotide messenger RNA. Its product is annotated as protein GLUTAMINE DUMPER 2-like. Gene Ontology annotation, biological process: regulation of amino acid export. The record is from RefSeq and is a predicted model, not a curated record. The coding region runs from base 1 to 465 and encodes 154 amino acids. The transcript has a single exon. Lineage: Eukaryota; Viridiplantae; Streptophyta; Magnoliopsida; Apiales; Apiaceae.